UUGAAGCUAUUGACGCUAGCAACGUUUCAGAAGUUUCUGAAUGAGUGAUUUAGAAUCCUUCGAUGAAGAUAGCUUAAUUGAGAAUAAAAGUGAUCCUGAGAAUAGAUAUAAAGAGGAAAAAAGGAACGAAAAUGUCAAUUACCGAAUGAAUAAUGAAAUCAUCAACAAUAAUCAUGAUCUCAAUGAUGAUAAUUUAAUUUACUACAAUCAUGUUGAAAACAAAACAGUUGAUGCACCGAUAAAAGGAUGUAAAUCAUCUGAUUUAAAUCCAUCAGUUUCUCAUCAUUCUGAAAAAUUUGAAGAACCUUUAACAUAUGAGUCAGUUCCACCAUUAAAUUUGCUGUCUGAAGAAAGCAGUAUUAUUGAAGCCACUGAAUCAUGUAAAAAAGCAUUUAAUAUUGACUUAAGAGCUGAAAGUAUGACAUCCAAUUCAUCCGAAAGUUCUCCUGAACAGUCACAAGAUGAAAUUAUUCCAACUCAUUGGAAUCAGUGUAGUCAAAAGUUAAAGAAAUUACAGUUGGAUAAAGUAAAUCCCAAUAGAUCUACCAAGGGGACUGUGUGUGGAUCAAAAAAUAACUAUCAGUAUGGGGAACCAAUCAUUCUUGGUGAAGAUAUUAUUGGCCAUGAACUAGUUCUUAAAAAUAAGCCAAACACCAAACUGGAUUUCAUUACUUCAAACAAAAUGAAUAUUCAUCAAGGAGGUGUUAAAAGUUGUUCCGUAACGUACGGUCAACUUCAUAAGGUGAAAUCACAAUAUUAUUCUGGAUCAACAAAAUGUUUAACAAAUAGUCAAUUUCUACUUAGUCCAAACAUGAAAAUUACUAAACGUCAUAGAGAAUGUUUUCAAUCAGAUCCUAUUUUAUGCUCUAAUAGACAAUUAAUAAAUAAUAAAGAAAAUUAUGUAAAUGAAUCACAAUGUAAUUUUAAUAAUAUGUCACAAUUAGCAACAUCACCAAUAUUAUCAUCACCUACAUGUUAUACACAAAUAACACCGAAAAUAAAUCAACCAUUAUUUCCAGCUUGCUCUGCAUAUUCAAAUAAUUUAUACACAUUACGCAAUUCAAAACACAGUCCUGUCAGAGAAAAUAACACAGUAAAUCAACCUUUUGAAUCUUACUGGGAAAUCCGUCCAACGUACAGUUCAUUUGAACAAUUAAAUGGUCACAGUUUAAAUGGCAAUACUCAAAUAGAAAGUAGUAGAAAAGAGAUCAGUUACAAUUCCUAUCCAACUUCAGCAUCUGGUGUAUUUCGAAUGGGUAUAUUGCAACAGGCUGAACUGGCUAAAGCUCAUAAGCAAUUUUGUCACAAGUAUUAUUCAUCAGCUCCUAUGGAACUGGAAACCAAAACACGUUUGCACACCUUAUGUUCACCAAAAAUAAAUACUCACAAAACCACACAGCCAUGUUUCAAUAACAGUAACGGUAAAUCACUUAGUUCAGGAAACUCUAGUCAGCGGAAGCCUUUAAUACUAUCACAGCAACGAUAUACAUAUAAAGACUAUAGUUUAUUGCCAUCGAUCAACUCAAAAUCGCGAGGAUUAGGUCCUGAUAUAGAUAAUGAAGAGUAUCGUCAGAAGGUAAGUGAUUGGCAAUUUACUUAUAGAAUUUACCAAACUAAUCAUUAGUUGAAAAGCUGGUGAAAAACGUUUUUGUUACUGUGUUGAAAAUAAAUAGUGGCAAUCGGAGAAGUAUGACGAAGGGAAUGAAUUUUCUGUUAUUUAUCAUUACAUCAGUAUCUCUAAUUUAUUUAGUACUCGUUCAAGGUACAAAAGAUCAAAGCAUAUUAAUUGUUUGUCUCCAUUAUAAGUUACACUCCUAGUUUUUUCUAAUAAUUCACUUUGAAAAAAGUGACUGUCUUAUACGGAAAAAUUUGAAGUUUAGCAAUUUUUAGGGUUUUCAAUCAGUAUUACUCACCCCUAGUACUACUUUCUGUGGAUGGUUUGAUACACGUUAUUAGGCAAAUAGUUUAAAGGCAUGACAUUUUAACCACAUCAAGUUAUCUAUAGAAAGUACUCAAUAUUCAUUAGCUUUAAUACGAACUUUUUAAAUCCUUAAGUUUCCAAGUCAUAUUUCCUGGAAGAAUUUUUUGGAGAUUGUCUUUAUGUGUAGGUGAUAUUCGUUGCAAAUCGAACUCGGGAUACUACUGAAAAUCAACGUAUGAUUCAUGGCCUUUUAUAUUUGUGUACAUUUAUCUUGCAAGUAAUUGUUUUGUACUAUGUGUUUGAAUAUAAUAUUCAAUAAUCUUAGACUUGUAAUUAUUUAGUUAUCUGUGUUGUGUUGGUAAUGAACUUGAUGGUAACAGAUAGAUUUACCGUAUUUCAAAAAUAGACAUGUGUGUGCAUGUUUCGAAUGAUGUGUUUCCUUCUCAACUGUCGUUUUAUCCUAACUCCGUUUAUUUUGUACUCAUAUGAGAAUAUUAUGUUGACAUUUGUUCCAAACUUCAGCAACAUAAACAAUUUUGUUGAUGUCUACCACAUGACAAUUUCAUAUUAAAAUACCACACUAAUGCCUUGUUGAUUAUGGACUGCACAAUAGACAAUGACAUUUUUAUCUGGUAUUUAGAGGUAGCCGAAUUCUAUCGAUUGAAUUCCAAUAUUGCCGAUAAUCUGAGUGAAUCAUUGUUGAGUUUACAAUUUUUUAUAUUAGUUGGUUGAAAAUAGUCAGCAGUAAACCCUUGUGUCCAGUUUUAUAAUUAUUACACUUUAGUUGCAAAGGUAAACACUCUUUUAAACUGAC
Schistosoma rodhaini is the source of this 2735-nucleotide messenger RNA. The record is from the annotation of a GenBank genome assembly. NCBI's taxonomy places the organism in Eukaryota, Metazoa, Platyhelminthes, Trematoda, Strigeidida, Schistosomatidae.